Molecule: messenger RNA, 1538 nt
Organism: Papilio polytes (common Mormon)
Lineage: Eukaryota; Metazoa; Arthropoda; Insecta; Lepidoptera; Papilionidae
Exons: 5
Coding region: 1-1377 (458 amino acids)
Biological process (GO): regulation of cyclin-dependent protein serine/threonine kinase activity; mitotic cell cycle phase transition
Cellular component (GO): cytoplasm; cyclin-dependent protein kinase holoenzyme complex; nucleus
Molecular function (GO): cyclin-dependent protein serine/threonine kinase regulator activity
Source: RefSeq, a predicted model, not a curated record
AUGGAGUCCGAUAAAGAGAACUUGAAUAAAUGGAUCGAUAAAACAAGAAUCCCUUUACCCGUUCAACCGUUGCCGGCUUUACCGAAGCAUUUAUUAAAAAGUGACCAACAAAGAGUUCCUUUAAGAAAUCUCAACAGCGUCGAUCUUGUAGCGGGAUCAAGCCGAGCGUAUGGAAAAGUUGCACCAUUUAAACAAAACAUUCAAACUCAAAACAUAGGUGACAAGUUUAUAACUUUGAGACAUAAUAAUGAUGACCUCGACUGGGACCUUAAACUAAUAAACGACAAGACGAAAGACAAAGACGAUAGUAUUAUAACGAUUAGUGAUGACAGUUUUAAUGAAAAAGAGAAUUUGGGUAAUGAAGCGAAGAGAGUGGACACACCAUACAAAUCGCCUAUAUUAGAACCGAAUAAAUUUAAAAAUGUAAAGAGAAGUCUGAAACGGCCACAUAGUCGGGAGUUGCAAGGUCUGUCACCAUUGGGACCGUCAGAAAAGAAAGGUGAUGAGAGACACAAGCGUCGUUUGAAAUUCGAUGAAAAUGUUCGAGAUCAACAAAGUCCAGAUUACAAUGAGGAAAUAUCUAGGAAGUGUUUACAUAGCGAUUACGCGACUGACAUGUUUGAAUACCUGCUGAGCGUCGAGACACCAGGCCAACUAUCCGUCCUGCCUACGAUCAGUCGCGCCUGCGUUCUCAACUGGCUAAUGAAAGUUAACGGUCCACGAGGAAAUCCGGCUGUAGUCCAGACCGCAUCUUGGUACUUAGAUUCUGUGCUCUGCGGUCGCGUGGUGCAAGUGGAUCAGUUACAGCUGGUAGCCGCCGCAUGCUUCUGGAUAGCGCAGAAGAUACAUGGUCCUAUUGCAAUGGCCUCUAGACUCGUUAAGUACUCUAAUAAAGCGUUCAGCUGUAAUCAACUCAGGAAGACUGAACUAGGAAUCUUGAAUAAGCUGAAAUUCCCCAAACAACCGAUAGUCCCGCAAGAUUUCAUCACGUAUUUAUCAUGGGUUUCAAACAAAUCUUGCUUCGGGGAGAUUGAAAUUGCUGCAACGUUUCUUUGCAUGUCAGCUCUGAUGAUUGACAAGUCGUUCAGUGCUGAAUUGCCGUCAAUUAUUGCGGGAGUUUGUGUGCGGAAUGCACUUAUAGCGUUGGGCGACCGGGAAUCCAUCCAGCGACUUCAUAGUUGUCCAAUAUUUCAAGCAAUACAGAAGAAAACAGAGAACGUGUGUGCGUUAUGCUCGCGGUUACGUCGAGCUGUCGGUGUUGUUGCACAAAAUAAUUUCGAAUACAAAGCGCCCAUCGAGCUUUUCGGGGCAGGUCCACAUUUCGUAGCGCAAAAGGUGAUCAAAUUCGUUAAAGAUACAUUCGCCGACUGUACGUAGACUUUAUUGAGGAAAAUGCUCGCAACAAAACGGAAUAGUGACGUGAUCUUGAGACUGGUUGGUUGACUUUAAGAAUAAAAAACAAGAUGGCGGAAUGCCUCGACUGACCGACUGUAUGAGAUAUUUUAAUUGUAAUACUCGAGUUUUUCUGGAUAAAUUAU